CUACAUUUGCUCAGCCCUCUAAUAAGAAUAAAUAGUUUUGGCUUUUUAAGAAAAGGAUCAGAAAAGGAGUUCAUUUGUUGGCUCCACAGUUCUUCCCACUGUAAUUUGUAUUCGUUUUAAACCGAUUCUUUCUUUUUUAACACCAUGGGAGGCUGUGCGAGCAAACCUAAGGAGUCUGAUAUCCUUGAAACCUCUGCCACCACUGAGAAUGUUGUUGUCGAGUCCAAGAACGUCGAAUCCGAAGCAGUGUCUCAGGAGAAGGCAGAUGAAGUUGUUGCAGAGAAGACGGAAGAGUCUACUGUAGAUGGAGCAGAGACACAGAAGGAAGCUGAACCAGCCAAACCAGCUGAAGCUGAGGUAGCCAAGCCUGUUGAGGCUGAAGCAGCCAAGCCAGCUGCAGAGGCUGUGAAAACCGAAGAAACUAAAGAAGCUGUUGAGGAGAAAGCUUCUGGUGAGACUGAGGCACCAAAGCAAGAGGAGGCUGCACCAGCCAAUGACACCAAAACCACCGAACAGCCUCUUGUAACCCUUUAAUUUUCAUAUUCGUCUCUCUCAAAUCUCAAUCCGUUGUAAUCAACUCCGUAAUUUGUAUUUCUCACAAAUGUUGCAUUGCUAAUGUUCCCACUUGUUUGUCAUUUGUGAUAUCCUAAAAAUAUUUGUCACA
Messenger RNA from Brassica oleracea var. oleracea, 664 nucleotides. Its product is annotated as thioredoxin domain-containing protein 3 homolog. Lineage: Eukaryota; Viridiplantae; Streptophyta; Magnoliopsida; Brassicales; Brassicaceae. The transcript is spliced from 2 exons. The record is from RefSeq and is a predicted model, not a curated record. The coding region runs from base 145 to 534 and encodes 129 amino acids.